CGGCGCCCGUGCUGGGCCCGUCGCUGGCGCCCACGUGCGGCGCCGGGCUGCUGGCGUUCAUGGCGCUGCUGGACACGGUGCUGCGCCAGCAGUGCUUCCUCGACGACCCCUGCGGCCGCGUGCCGCCGCUCGCCGCCGCCCCCGACGCCAGCGCCUUCGACUUCGUGGUGGUGGGCGGCGGCUCGGCCGGCUCCGCGCUCGCCGCGCGCCUCUCCGAGGUGGGCGAGUGGCGCGUGCUGCUGAUGGAGGCGGGCGGCGAGGAGCCGGUGGGGGUGCAGGUGCCGUCCAUGGUGGUCAACUUCCAGGGCACGCCGCUCGACUGGCAGUUCCGCACGCAGCCCGAGCAGUACGCGUUCUCGGAGGGAGCAGUACAAUCAAUGGAAUGGUAUAUUUACGUGGACAGCCCCAUGAUUAUGAUAGUUGGGCAGCGGCAGGCAAUACUGGAUGGAGCUAUGCAGAAGUGCUACCAUAUUUCAAGAAAUCUGAAGAUAAUUUGCAGGGAUGGAGUUCGUCUGAGCAGCGCAAGAGCGUUUUUACGACCUGCUCGAAAUCGCGAAAACUUGUUUGUUAUGCUCAACACUACAGUUACUAAAGUAUUAGUGGAUCCUUCUACAAAACGAGCAUAUGGUGUUGAGUACGUGCAGAAUGGUCGACAGGGUGCAGUCCAAGUGAAAAAGGAAGUCAUUCUAUCAGGAGGGGCUAUAAAUUCACCACAAUUGCUGCUUCUCUCAGGGAUAGGACCUCAAGAAGAUCUUGCAAGAGUAGGAGUUCCUUUAGUGAAAGAUUUGCCAGGAGUUGGAAGAAAUUUGAAUAAUCAUGUGGCGUUUGCAACUGUGUGGAACAUGAAAAAGAUUAACGACACUUAUGAGUUGGAUUGGAAGGCCAUUUUAGACUAUGUACUUCAUCAUAAUGGCCCUAUGUCUAGUACAGGACUUUCUCAAAUCACUGCUAAGUUCAAUACGAAAUAUGCUCAUCCUUCGGGCAACAACCCGGAUUUACAAAUGUUCUUCCACAGCGAUGUGGCAAACUGUGCCAAAACCGGUGCAGUUAACGAGUUGAAAGACCCAAACUCCCCGGGUGUUCGUCAAGCUUAUUUUGUACCUGUAGUCCUCCAUCCUAGAAGUAGAGGAUACAUAACAUUAAGUUCUUCUAAUCCCUUGGAGGAUCCUCUCAUUUUUGCAAAUUAUCUAGAGGAUACAAGAGACGUUGACACUUUAGUGGAAGGCUUACAAUUAGCCGUUAAGUUUGGAGAAACCAAGAUUCUUCGAGAGGAGUACGGAUUUGAGUUAGACCGGACGCCAGCAGAGGGGUGUGAACAUUUGACCUUUGGGUCAGUUGAUUAUUGGCGGUGCGCUGUGCAACAUAUCUCUGGUCCGGAGGUGAAUCAUCAGGCUGGGAGCUGCAAGAUGGGCCCAAAAGAAGAUCCACUAGCUGUUGUGGAUCCUGAACUUCGUGUCUAUGGUGUGGAAGGUCUAAGAGUUGUAGAUGCCUCUGUGAUUCCAGGAAAUGUAUCGGGUAACACGAAUGCCCCAGUUAUAAUGAUUGCGGAGAAAGCUGCCGAUCUCAUUAAAUCCACUUGGUUAGCGAGGGAUAUUUCUCAAGGAUAUAUAAAUCCUGGAGAGCACAUUCCUUCCGUUCAUUCUGUCUAUCCGGCGGCUAUAGUUCCUACCUUAGGUGCCUCUAGUUCUCAGGCCUAUCCAUAUGGAAAUAGACAACAGAAAGUGUACUGGAUACAGCCAUAUGUAUAAAGGAUCGAUAAUUCCUUAUAAUAAUAAUGAUAUUUUCGCGAACAUAGUUUAACUUCUUUCAUAAGUUCUUUUAUAAUCAUUUUAGGACAUGUAUACAGAAAUAUGUAUUAAAUGUCAUACAUAACACUGAACAAUUAAUAAUUGUGCCUGCAAAUGACGGAGAAAAACACCUGAAAUUUUACCCACAGGAGUUAUUUUUAUUUCUGGUACAUUGUUUCGUUUGUCUGUAAAGUAUUUUUUAGUAUACGUUAAGAAUUAUUGCGUAAAAUGUUUAUAAACUUAAUAUACGAACAGAUGUUUGUCCCAAUAAAACAAGAAUUCUUUUUAUAAUUUUUAAUGUUCAUAAUAAAAC
Messenger RNA from Gryllus bimaculatus (two-spotted cricket), 2100 nucleotides. Lineage: Eukaryota; Metazoa; Arthropoda; Insecta; Orthoptera; Gryllidae. The record is from the annotation of a GenBank genome assembly.